Messenger RNA from Patiria miniata (bat star), 3862 nucleotides. RefSeq names its product PDF receptor-like. The transcript has 13 exons. Gene Ontology annotation, cellular component: plasma membrane. Gene Ontology annotation, molecular function: G protein-coupled peptide receptor activity. Bases 987 to 2312 code for a protein of 441 amino acids. The record is from RefSeq and is a predicted model, not a curated record. Gene Ontology annotation, biological process: adenylate cyclase-modulating G protein-coupled receptor signaling pathway; cell surface receptor signaling pathway. NCBI's taxonomy places the organism in Eukaryota, Metazoa, Echinodermata, Asteroidea, Valvatida, Asterinidae.
CCCAAAGGGUAUAGGUCACUCGCAAAUGGCUUAUUGAUGUUAUUGUGGUGUUUUGUUAUUGGAAAUCGAUACAUUUAGAAGCAAGCGUUAAAAUAAUUUCGUGAAUUAACUAUUAAGGAACAUUUGGGCUGCUCACGGUUUUUUUUUGAAACCGCACGUGUAAUUUAGAAGUUUUUGGAAGAAUAAAAGAACACACUUGUAAAGUUUUUAAUUCAGUUUGUAGGGACCCAUGUCAAGUCGACAAUAUCUAAGUGGGGUUCGAUUUCACCGAUGUCACAGUCCAAGAACGCUAAAAGUGCUUUACCACCCCGGUGACCUUUUUGUACCGGUUGUCACUCCAGCAGAGCGACCGUUUACCGGCCCGUCCAGCUCCUGGAGUACUUGCUUGCUCGACAACCCGUUAGAUAAUCGCCCCGUCAGCCCCCUCGGGGAAACAGCUUCAAGUGACCGCUUGUGAAACCUGGCAAUCUCCCCCAUCAAUGUUCUCCACAUCACACCCUCUCAUCCCGAGCGGAAUAGAAACACGGGAAGGCGAUCUGUAACAGACACGAGGUUGGAGUGCUGGCAUCCGUGCGCGCCUCGUGCGACCGCUCGUGAUGGAUGGAUCGGCCCCGCCAACUAUUUGCCGAGGCGCGCGCGCAGUUUCGGAGAUGAUACAUCCCAUAAUCCUCAGCGCAACGCUCAUUAUUGUAGAGAUCGUCUGCAGCCAUCCGGUGCCUUUAAUAGGCCUGUGAUAGCUAUCUGGCCCCGUAGAUUCGCUGAUUCGGUCACUGAUGCGGGGCAGUGCUUACACAGCGCCACGUGUAUCUAACGGCAUCAGGACUUGUUAACGCCGCUCGCUGGAGCGGAGUUCAAGUUACUCAGGCAAAAGUAACCCGUUCUGAGUAUCUCUCUGGUUUGUACUUUGUUGUUCACGCAGAUAGCCAUUGGAAUACUGGACUUCUCCUCCAGAUGUUGAGAGAUUAGGCUUGAGGACGGCUGCCAAGAUGGUUCGUGGGGAGGACGCCUGCGAUAGUCUCUUCCAGCAGUACAUCUCAAGAGAUCAUGAUCCGCCGAUGUGUGCACCUGAUUGGGACACCACACUAUGCUGGCCGGCUACUCCCGCCAAUUCCUCCGUCAUCUUGAAGUGUCCCAACCUCGACUGGUUCAACCCAGACAACAGCCUGUCCCGAUUCUGUGGCCCGAAUGCAACGUGGGAAUUGGGAGGAACCUACCGGGAUUGUUUCGCCCAUAGCAAUAUCCCGACCAGAACGCCCGAUUACGACGAUGUGUCUGACGAAAUGAUCAAUUUUUAUUUAGAAGUUCUCCGAGGCGCCAAUUUGAUGCGAUUGAUUGGUGUUUGCCUGUCCUGGGUUGCCCUCGUGGUGGCGCUCUUAAUCUUCUCGACAUUUCGGAGUCUGAACUGUAACCGCAUCAAGAUCCACAAGCAUUUCUUCGCGGCAUUUCUGAUCCGUAUGACCCUCGAGGUCAUUCUGGUGGCCGAUAGGCGACAUCGGGAGAGUAAUACAAGUCAAGGGAUCACUGAUGUCAAGACUAUACAUCUCACGCCUGUCCUUUGCGAGACAUUCGAGACGAUCCGAGAGUACGGCCGUCUGUGUGCAUUCUUCUGGAUGUUCAUUGAGGGGUUGUAUCUGACCUGCCUGGUGUCUGCUAACGUCUUCGGCAAGCCUCGUUUCCUGCUCUACUACUUAAUCGGAUGGUUUCUUCCGAUUCCCAUCGUCAUCAGCUGGGUCGUUGCUAUGUACUACACAAGUCAAGCAAGGUGCUGGAAGGACCAUGCUGCUUCCUCGUAUUACUUGAUCAUCGAGAUUCCCCGGAAUGGCGCCCUCAUUAUUAACGUUCUCUUCCUGAUCAACAUUGUGCGAGUUCUAGUGACUAAGCUGCGAGACAGUAACUCCAGCGAAACUAAACAGAUCAGGAAAGCUGCCAAAGGUGCCGUGCUGCUGAUCCCACUCCUGGGCGUGGCUAACCUGGCCUGGUUCAUCCCUAACCCUACGGUGCGCGACUCCAAGGCUAGCAUCGUCUUGUAUAACUACUUGUUUCUCUUCCUGGAUUCCUACCAGGGCUUCUUCCUCUGCGUCAUGUACUGCUUCUUGAACCAAGAGGUGCGAAUGACACUACAUCGUAAGUGGUCCACAUGGCGUUACUAUCGGGAUCCUCUCCUGCGUCGAACAUCCGUCCUGACUUCCACAACCGAAAUGAGCACGACACGUGCGGCAUACAAGCCGUCGCAGAGGACGAAUGGCUCCGCCGUGGGCAGCGAGUAUCUCAAGAUGGCUGCAAUCGAUGAGAUGAGCAGUACGCAUGCCUGAGAUUAUAGCAUGACCCAGCCGGAAGUAAUUGAAGACUGACCUUCGAUACUGGGAUAGAGACUAUACUUCCUACCAACUAGGUUGCGGUAACGAUGGAGUAUUACUCAGCAGUGUUUUCUCUCUGUGAGUUGAUACACGGAAUAGACCCAACCUUCUGAGGCAUGUGAUUUGUCAGUUCUUUCACUGUAGGAAGACCGUGAUUGGUCAGUAAACAUUAGGAAUGAACUUAAUGGCACAUACUACAGCAGACACCUUCGUGAUCAUUUUGUAAUAAGGCAGAUAUUUACGACAAUGUAUGUAUAUUUAUUAAAAGUAAAAACUACGUAGUUCGACAUUCGUCGGGAGUCGAAACUAUACUGUAAAUAACACGAGGCCUGUUAGUAACGUCAAUGUUGAGAUAUGUCGAAGGGUAUAUUUUCUAUGACAAAAUAGUUAUCGUUAUUAAUACUUAAUGCCAGAUAUACCCAGUGUCUUGUAAGAUAGUUUAAAGGUAGGAAUAGGAAUGUUUAAAGUGUCUUCAAUGUUUUCGACUAAAAGUCUGGGUGCAACUCGCGUAUAACAAGAGCCCUCUCUGAUUGUGUUCUGUUUUUGAACGACCAACAGCAGGGUAUUUUGCACCUUCAUUGUGGUUGAUUUACAUUCUAUGUGUUCACCUUCAUAAAAAAAUUAAUCAGCUGUGUUUUCAGUUGUGUAUAUGUUCAAAUUCGAAAGCAUGAUGUUUGAAUGUUGUGCAUGUUGUAAAUAGGAUACCGUACAGAGUGCAAUAGGCAUAUACUAUAAGGUAGACAUUUUGUUUAUGCAAAGAAAAACAAAAUCAUAUUUAUUGUGUUGAUAAUUUUGUAACAAGUGUCCAGGAAUCGUAAAAUAAUUUCUUAAGACGAUUUAAAUAACUUAUUGACCUGAAUAGGAAAUAAGGUUUCUUAAAAAAUAUCAGUCAUCUUGAUUUUAUUCUGAAACUGAGCGAUAACUCCAUAUACCCAUUCAUAGUAAUCAGCUUAUUCUUUGUCGUGUCAAAGAGAGGAGCAAAUUGUUUGAUGUAUCGAAUUUUUCUCAAAAUUAGAGGAAUUUUUUUUUCAGGAUUGGGGGCGCUAAAAAGGCAUGUUAGUCAGACGUUUGACAAGAACAUGUAGUUGAACCGAAGUCUUGUCACAGCGCCCUCUGUGUGUUUUGUUUUUGUCAAGAAGAACGAUUCGCCGUGGGUUUUCGUUUCCACAAUAGACUUUUAUCAUGCUUCCAUCAUUUUAGUCAUGUUCCCUGUAUCCAAUAACAGUACUGAAAGAUAAUGUUUUUGUGCAAAAAGGAACUAGACUAUUUCUGCUUCCAGCCUCGCUUUGGUUACAUUGAUCUGAAUGGUAAAAACAAUUCAAAUGGCUGCAACAUGAUAAUGGUCUAUUGCAUAGAUGGUUGUUUAUCAUCAGCAAAACAGAGGGCGAACAUGUUCUUACCUGUUCAGGAAGCUUGGGCCAAGUUCGGGCAAGGACCAUUUAUAGUCGACUAGUGGUUGAUUUGUGACGUACCUUACGCCUGCGCACUAAUAGCAACAUGCGAAC